CCAAGUUUAAAUAUGUUCGCAGUUACCCACUUCAAUCAAAACAAGUUAAGAGUGAUUACGUACAACACGAAAUACAAUUAUUUAUUACGACAUACAGAAAUAUAUAGGCGAACAUAAAAAAAAUUGUGAUCGAAACAUUUUAGGUGAUAUUUAUUGUGAUAUUGAUUGUUGUUAAUUAGUUAGUUAGAGUUAAAUAAUGAAUCUGUCUUUCGCCGGUUGCGGUUUUUUGGGAAUUUACCAUGUCGGAGUUGCGUGUUGUUUUCGAAAAUACGCGCCCCAUUUAUUGCUGGACAAAAUUUCCGGUGCGUCCGCUGGCGCUAUUGCAGCUUGCUGCUUGAUAUGCGAUUUACCAAUAGGUGAUAUGACCAGCGAUGUUCUGCGGGUCUGCACAGAAGCUCGUAGUCGGUCUCUAGGAGCAUUUUCUCCAUCAUUUAACAUAAAUAAACUACUUUUAGAAAAUCUAGAAAAAUUCUUACCAGAAGAUGCACAUAUAAUGUGUACCGGAAAAUUACAUGUCUCUCUUACGAGGGUGCACGAUGGCAAAAAUGUUGUGGUCUCAGAAUUUGACUCGAGGGAAGAUCUAAUACAAGUUCUUUUAUCAUCAGCGUUUAUACCAUUUUUCUCGGGGCUGAUACCACCAAAGUUCAAAGGUGUGCGUUACAUGGAUGGAGGUUACAGCGACAAUUUGCCCACAUUAGACGAAAAUACCAUCACAGUUAGUCCAUUUUGCGGAGAGAGUGACAUUUGUCCGAGAGAUGACAGUUCACAGUUGUUCCACAUAAACAUCGCAAACACAAGCAUAGAAUUGUCAAAACACAACAUGUACAGGAUAGUAAGAAUUCUAUUUCCUCCCAGACCUGAAGUUUUGUCAAACAUGUGUAAACAAGGUUUCGACGAUGCUCUCAGAUUUUUGCACAGAAACAAUCUUAUUAACUGCACCAGGUGUUUGGCAGUACAAUCAACUUUUGUAGUAUCAGAAACUUUAGACGAAGAACUAGAAUAUGACCCUCAAUGCAAAGAAUGCAAGUUACAUAGACAGGAAGCUCUGGUGUCCAACGUUCCGGAAUCAGUCCUCAGCAAAUUCCAAGAAGCGAUAGAUAAGGCUAACAAUGGCUUGUUGAAUUGGCUUUUCAAACACAGGGGCAUGAAAUUGUUGUCUGUGCUUACGUUACCGUACACUUUGCCAGCAGAUGUUAUGUAUGCUACUUUCACAAAAUUAAUGAUGUCAGCUCCACAACUUGGUAACGGAGCAUGGGAAUUAAGCAAAGUUUUUAUGGAUAAAUUGUCCUAUCUACUUAAUAAAAUAAAUAGAAAGAGACAGCAACUCAGCGCCAAAAUCACCUGCCAGUUAGCCAUUACCGAAUAUGGAAAAAAUAAGUACGAUGUGGAAUCUUGUCAGGAUUUGAAGAGUGAAAAUAAAAUGAAUUUGAACUUCACACUUAAAUUAGAAGACAGCGAUUUGCCUUUAAAUCAAAGCCCAGUAAGGAAAUUCAACACAAAGGAAAUUCUACAAAGAAAACCCAGUUUCACAAUAAAUAGGACCGAUACUAUGGACAACGAUACAUUUGAUCACAUUUUACAUGUCACAUCACAACACGAUACGAUAAUGGCUUACUAUUAUUUGGACGAAAAUAAUAAGGUUAAAGUCACAGAAAUAUUCGACGUAACCGAUAGCGAUUCUCCAAUUGUUCAGACUUCUCACGAGAGAAGUGCCAACAAAAACUUGGAGUUUGACGAUGAUUGGCCUGACCACGCUGAAUCAGAUUGGAACCCGGACUUGGGCGACGAUGGAUCCCAAUACGACAUCGACGACAUCCUCGAUAACGAACCAAUUUUUUCUGAUCCAGAAAGCGAAUGGGCGGAUACCUGUAAAAUAGAAGAAACGGGAGAUGAUCUUUUUACCACUAAUGAUCAUCGUCCAGAGUCAGAUCGCAGAGGUGAAAAUAUUCCAAAAUGGAACAAAGAUUUCAAAAUACCAUCCAUGGUUUAUAAAGAAGAUACGUAGAGCGAAAAUUUUACAAUUUUAAACAUACAUUUCAGUCAGCUACAAUGUUAAUGCUGCAAUGCUUUUCAAAAUGAUUUAUUUGGUUGUGAAAAAAUGUAAAAAUAAUUUCUAUUUUAUUCUAUACUAUGAGAAAAUAAAAAUUCCAACCUGUCUUAGUGCAAAUACAAAUUGCAACUGUAUAAAAAUAAACGCUGUUGCUAGGUACACGCUAAUGUGUACAAAAAUUAAAAAAUUAUAUACACGCGAAACGUUAUAUUGCUAUGGUGGGAGGUGUUUGUGUGAAUGCGUCUUGUUUGUUUUCAUUGACGCCGUAGCACUAGCACAGUAGUGUUUUAUAAACCUUAGAAGCAAAUUUCACAUACAUGAACAAAUAAUAAUAAUAAUAAUGCCGUGACAACAAGAAAACGAAGCAACGACUUUUCGUAGGGUGGCGGCUUCGCCGCCACAAAAAAAUUUCAAUCCAUACCCAGCUUCGUAGCUACGACCGGCGUAAACACCAAUGGCCCGCACACAGCUCACCUACUCUGUCAAGACGUUUCGCGUGUAUAUAAAUUUUUGAAUUGCGUACAAUUUAGCGUGUACCUAGACACUGUGAAAAAUGCAUAACCAAAAAAUAUAAAGGACAAUUAGGAUCAUCUAGUAAACAAAUAUACAUAUUUUAAGUUUUCAUAAUUACUCAUAGAAAAUUAAGACUUUAGCCAUAAUUUGCAUUUUAAGUGAAGGUACCUUUCGUUAAUUGUUUGGUGUCAAUGAUUCGUUAAGUGAAAAACAAAAAAAAAAUAAUAAUAAUAAUAAUAUAGUAUUCUUACUGACAUCACCUAUUUUAAGCUAAUCUAUAAAAACAUGUUUUUGAUAAUUACCUUCAAUAAAAUAAAAAAAUUGUAAAAUCGCAAAAUUGAUCAUCUAUCACGUUUAUAUUCAUAUUUGAAUAUCUAAUAUAACAUCAUAAAAAACAAAAAAAAAACAAAAAAAAAACAAAAUACAAAACUAUAAAAUAUAAUUUAUU
This is a messenger RNA of Psylliodes chrysocephalus, 3011 nucleotides long. Lineage: Eukaryota; Metazoa; Arthropoda; Insecta; Coleoptera; Chrysomelidae. The record is from the annotation of a GenBank genome assembly.